Molecule: messenger RNA, 894 nt
Organism: Mya arenaria
Lineage: Eukaryota; Metazoa; Mollusca; Bivalvia; Myida; Myidae
Product: scavenger receptor class F member 1-like
Exons: 4
Coding region: 1-894 (297 amino acids)
Molecular function (GO): scavenger receptor activity
Source: RefSeq, a predicted model, not a curated record
AUGGCAACUGGUGACUGUGACUGUAAAGUCGGGUACUGGGGUUCUCAAUGUCACCGUCAGUGCGGAAACUGUUCUGGAGGCACAUGCAUACAACAUUCAGGAUAUUGUGAUUGUAAUGACGGUUUCUUUGGGGUUCGAUGCACGUCUGUGUGUGCAUCUGGUUGUCUUGAUGGUAAAUGUAAUGCAAGUACAGCUCAUUGUCAUUGUAAAGAUGGGUCCGGUUGUGAAAAUAUGACUUGUGAUAAAUUAACGGGAGAGUGUGAUUGCAUAUCAGGGUACUUUGGGGAAUUAUGUGAAACGCGAUGUAGUUCAAAUUGUGAAUAUACAGAAUGUGAGAAGUUAACGGGACGAUGUGAUUGCCAACCCGGAUAUUUUGGUGCCACUUGCUUAGACCGCUGUAACUCGCAUUGCUCCAUAUGCUUAAGAGAAAGUAGUUGUACCAAAUGUAAAGCCGGUUUUUAUGGAAAGGCCUGUGAAGAACAUUGCGCAAAUGGUUGCAUCAAUGGUGAAUGUGAACAGGAGACAGGGCGUUGUUUAUGUCAAAACCGUUUCUAUGGCGAAUUUUGCGAAAAUGAGUGUUUUGAACACUGUGUGUCUUGUUCCUCACAAUUUGCAUGCCUAAAGUGUAUUCCAGGCUAUUUUGGCAAAACUUGUAAUAACUCAUGCCCGAUUGGAUGUUCUUUGUCGGAUUGUGACAAGGAAACAGGACGUUGUGUCAAAUGUUGGGAGGGGUUUCAUGGGGAUCGUUGUUUGCCAGAAACCAGCAUUGUGACGAGUGAGAUCGCGCCCGACACCGACCAGGAAGACCGAUACGAACGACUGCAACGGAGGGACGGGGAUGAGGAGGUGGGACUGUACGAUAUCGUUCAAGGGGUAGAUACUCAUCAUACGUGA